Molecule: messenger RNA, 5364 nt
Organism: Siniperca chuatsi (mandarin fish)
Lineage: Eukaryota; Metazoa; Chordata; Actinopteri; Centrarchiformes; Sinipercidae
Gene: klhl11
Product: kelch-like family member 11
Exons: 2
Coding region: 550-2685 (711 amino acids)
Molecular function (GO): protein binding
Source: RefSeq, a predicted model, not a curated record
AUGACUAGUAAUUAAUAACUGACACAAAAUGUGACUGAUAACUAAUGGACUGAAUGUAUUCUUUACGCUUGCCAGGUUUCGGCACACUUACUAAACUGAUGUUAGCCCAGUCACAGGAUGCAACAGCCAAAGUGCACAUCACCAGCAGUCAAAUUAUUCGCAACACGCAUGCGCGAAAACGGUGCAUCCCCUUAAAUAAAUUUUGCUAAAAUAAAGACGUGUUAAUGCGUCAUAACAUGAAAAAAACUUGACAACAGCUCGGACUUUUCUGUAUUUGCGUCGGGGAUAUGGCUCUCCUGUGUGAACAGAGAUAUGAGCUUGGAUCUGAGAGCCUCCUUGCCUGACAGCAGACAAAAUUGGCAACUCGUUACACUCCAUUUCCAGAAUCAGUCAACUCGGUGAAGUGGGCGGAUUCAAAGGUCUGGACCCAGGCAAAGAGCCUCCUAUUGGCACUCCAGCAACAAAUUGAGUGGCCUACAUAUGGAAUAUUCUUAAAGACGGAAGUGAGCACUCCUGUUCUCCGAUCACGGCUGUGGACGCUGCGCAUGCAUGUCAGUUUUUGAAUGUUUAUUUGCGUGUGUUGUAUAUGCCUAUGAGAUCUUCCCAAAGAUAGUUCAGAGCUUGCAUUUGCCUCCGAGUCUAUCCCGCUGCGGUAUGGCAGCGGCAGCAGAAGGGCCGGAGGACUGUGGCCGGAGCAGCGGCGCGCCGGGAGUGCGAACAGGUGACGGGGAACCUGAGGAGGCCGAGGAGUUCACCUGCUCGGCCUACUGCACGGAGCUCUCCCGGCGGCAGAACGAGCAGAGGAGGGCGGGGCUGUUCUGCGACGUGAUACUGGUCUUCAGCUCCAGCGGGGGGUCUGAGGAGAGGGUCCAAACCUUAACCGCCCACCGCUCAGUGUUAUCCGCGGCGUCGCAGUACUUCACGCUGAUGCUCGGCGGACAGUUUUCAGAGUCUGUCUCGGGGCGAGUGGAGCUGAAAGAAUGGAGCUCCACAACGGGACCAGACCCAGAAACAGUGGAGAGUGUCAUACAGUUCAUGUACACAGGAGAGAUCAGGGUAACCACUGCCAAUGUGCAUGAAGUGUUGGAACUUGCUGACAGGUUCCUGUUGGCACAGCUGAAGUCCUUCUGCGGAGAGUUUCUGAUCAAGAAGUUGAGCUUGUCCAACUGUGUAGCAGUGCACAGCCUCGCCCACAUGUACACCCUGGACCAGCUGGCCAAGGGAGCCGCCAAGACGAUUAGGAGAAACUUCCACAAAGUUAUCCGCAACGAGGAAUUCUACACACUGCCAUUUCACCUGGUGCGGGACUGGCUGUCAGACUCAGAAAUCACUGUGGAUUCGGAACAGGAGUUGUUUGAGGCCAUUGUAAAAUGGGUGUACCAAAACACAGAGGAGCGAGAGAAACAUUUUGAGGAGCUGUUCAGGCUUUUAAGGCUGCCUCAGAUUGCUCCUACCUACCUGACACGGGUGGUGAGAAAGGAGCCCUUAGUGGCAAACAGUGCAGCUUGUCGGCAGCUGGUGUGUGACGCCCUUGAGGCCCAUGCUGUUCGCCUUGAGAGCCAAAAGUCAGCUGAUUUAGAGCCCUGUGCCUCCUACACGGCAGCACUCCAGCCACGUUUUGGCCAGAACAUGGAUGUAAUCAUGGUAGUGGGUGGUGUUUCAGAAGGCGGAGACUAUUUGAGUGAGUGUGUGGGCUACUUUGUUGCUGAGGACCGUUGGGUCAACCUGCCGCACAUUCACAACCACCUUGACGGACAUGCCAUCGCAGUCACUGACAGCCAUGUUUAUGUGGCAGGCUCCAUGGAGCCAGGCUUCGCUAAGACGGUGGAGCGCUACAACCCCAACCUCAACACCUGGGAGCAGGUCAGCAGCCUGACCACCCGCAAGCACUCCUUCGGCCUCACAUGUGUCAAAGACAUACUCUACAGCAUCGGUGGUCAUGGCAACUUCAGUCCAGGCUUUAAGGAUGUUACUAUCUAUGAGCCUGAGCAGGACGAGUGGCAAAAUCUUGACCCAGCACCAAAGAUACUACGAGAUGUAAAAACAGUGAGCGUGGAGGACCGCUACGUGUACGUGAUGGCCAGGACCCCUGUAGACAUGGAAAAUGAGGAUGGACUGAGCACUGUGACCACUUGCUACGAUACAGAGAGUCACAAGUGGCAGGAUGUGGACUCCUUACCGCUCAUCGAUAAUUACUGUAGUUUUCAAAUGGCCGUUGCAUCCACCAACUUCUACCACACAGCUUCCUGUUGCGCCAAGAGCUACAAGGUAACAGCUGAGGACGUGCAGCAGAAAACAAGCAGAAACAUCUCUGACGACAUCCUCGACAGCCUCCCUCCAGAGGUCCUUAGCAUGGAAGGUGCUGCUGUUUGCUACCUGGAUGAAGAUAUAUUCAUCAUUGGCGGGUGGAGGAACAGCAACAACAUGGACAAGCAGUACCGCAAGGAAGCCUACCGUUACUGUGGUCAGAGGAAGCGCUGGUUGCUGCUGCCACCUUUACCUCAGCCACGCUGCCGAGCCGCAGCCUCCCACGUUCGCAUCCCAUACCAGUAUCUUCACGGCUGCCAGCACUACCCCAUGCCCCAGAACCUGGCUCGCCAGCGAGACCGUAUGCAACAGAUGCAGCAGCUCCAUCGCCGCACCCUCACUCUGCGCAGACAGCUGCAGUCUCAAAUCGAAUGUUGAGAUCAAAAGCCGCACGAAUGUGACAUUCUGCCUUGUCUAGUCAGCGCGUAAUCUGCUGAUAAAUGCCUUGCUGUUACCUAGGAGUGGGCGAUAUGGCCCUAAAAUAAUAUCAGGGUAUUUCUGCGAUAACGAUAUUCUUGACGAUAUAACAAAAAUCCUGAAAUAUAUAUUUGUCUAUUGAAAAUGUAUAAUAUUUGAAAGAAUACAUUACCCUAUUUCUAGUAAAUUAUUUCUUAUUUCACCAUUUUAAUUCUACUUAAUCCUCCAUAUUAUUGUGUGUUUACUCACAAACUACUUUAAUCUGCUCACCUUGCUUUUCCCUUCAGUUCUCUUUUCACCACACACACACCAGCUUGCCCCGCCUCUUUCUGUUUCUCUCUCCCUGUUUGUGUUGACUUUCUUCAUCAGCAGUAUGUUUUAUAAAGUCGCCCAAAAAACACAACUCGCGUUUUAGACUUUUUCACCCUUGAAUCCGUUUUCACAGCCGCUUGGUCGCAUGUGGAGGAGGCUUGUUGUUCAUGAUGUAGCCUAUUGAAACGAUCGUAACCAACGUGGUAAGGAAUGACAUCGGCCCCAACAGGAGACUCUCUCUCUCUCUGUUUCUCUGCAGAGCAUGUGCGGUUGUCAGCAGACCGCAUGGGAGGGGUAGAGCGAGGGGAGAUUGUCCACUAGUUUGUGGAUGGCGCUGUUAAUAUACCUGGACGGCCCAACAGAGUAAAGUCUAUGGGUGGGAAACACUGCUUGAUCUUUUGUAUCCAAACGACUUCCACUACUGAAGUAGCUCCCCUUUUUGGAACCAAAACCGUGGAGCCGGUAGCAAUGUUACUUUUGCUUUCAGCCAUGCUUGUUGUUGCUGUGCAUAACAGUGCAAUGUCGACAAUGUUUUGCCUUUAUUGAGGUGAAAUGUCUGCAUGGGUUUACGUGGGGGUGGUUUGCAGGAAAGAAAGAUUGAAGAAUAUAAUAGGCUACUAAAUUAUCAGUCUUACAUAAUCAUUUUGGCCUUACAUUAUUAGCUUAUGCCUUACUUUUAUUCUGCUAGUAAAUUAUACUGAUUGAUGUGGCAUUUUCUGAAAAAAAUUUUGAUUUCAACAACUUAGCUUAGCUUUUUAUGUGGUCUGUAUUAACACCUAAAUGAUGUCAACAUAUGUUGUGGUUCAAGUCAGAAUAAAAUUAUGACAGUUACCAGUGACACUUUUCUGUGAAAUUUGGUUAAGUUUAGUGUUGAGAUAUAAACCUAGCAAAGUAAAUGAUGUCUAUAAUAAAAUAACACAUUAUCAGUGUGGAGAUAAUGAACUUACUGUAACAAUCAGCUGAGAAAAGAAGUAUCAGCUUUAACGUUUUACUCCUCUCGCUACUUACAUCUACUUUCUCUUCUACCUCCAAUUUCCACCAUGGUUUUACCUUUUUUUUUUUUUGCACUGUAGGGAUUGAAAAAUGUAAAUGUUGAUCGUAUGUAGUGUGAAUAGACAAUCAAUUAUCACAAUUUUUGUAGCAAGAAUUAAGUAUUGAGCAAAGCACAUAGUGGGGAACAGGUUGUUCAAUGAUUAUGUUUUCCCCCUCACUAAAACAUAAGCCUGCUUAAUACAGUGUUGCACUAAGAUAUGUGCACUAGAACAGUUUUUACAGAUUGUACAAUACUUUUUUGCCUUUCCAAUGGAUGUAUAUAAAUGUGUAUGAUUUAUUUCUUAAAUAUUUCAGCUGCUCAAAAAUGGCUUUAUUUGAUUUCUCUGGUUGUUGCUUGGUUUGAAAGAUAGACCAAAUACCACCAUAAUAAUGAUAAGAAGUCCUUUUUGGCAAAAGAAGCUCUAUUUUUGAUUUAAAUGCAGUUUGUUGGCUUUAGUGGACAGGAGUUGGAGUUUUGUUCUGCCUUUGUGCUUCUGACAGAAAUUAAUCUGCCGCUUACUUUGUGAAUUAGAGCUCAUGGUCACAUAUUGACACUGCACUGUGGAAAGACUAUGAAAUGUGUGAGACACAUUAAACCAGGAGGCUGUUAGGUUUUGUGCAUGGUUCUCUCUAUGUUCCCAACUGUGCCAUAAAAUCCCAACUGCCCCUUAUUAAUACAGAUAAAUUAACUGUAUUUCCUGCACUAAAGGACCUUGAAUGUUAACUUAAACAUUGUACAGUGUUGCUUUUUUUGACUGCAGUCUUUUGACUCAAAACACCGUGUUGUGUGGACCAGUUGCUAAGCUCAGUGUAUUUCUCCAUUACUGUUGAAGUUGCGAGUGCCUGUGGUAUCCCCAGCCAAGCUGUUUUAAAUAUUAUCUAAUUAGGCUUUGUGAGCUGUAUGUUUUUCCACUAACACACUGUACAUAAUGUGAGCAGUAUUAAUUGAUGAAUGAAAAUCAUUUGAUCGGUUCUAUGUGGAGGUUUUGAAUUUUCAAGAAUUUUUUAGUUUUAAGCCAGUUUUCUCAUGUAAAGUGCGCACAACCACAGGAUUCCUGCAGAAAGCAACAGAGCAGACAUAGACAUAGGUGGAUUUUAGUGAUUGGCUGUAGUAUAUCAAUAUCACAUUUGAGGCUAUAUUUCAAGUUCAAAUUUUUGUCCCAGUUUGAUCGUUGGAGAGUGCCAUAUAUGCAGAUUUCAUGCAGCCACAUGUACUGUUACAUAUUUUGCCAUCCCAUUUGCAUGUGAAAGAGCUGCAAAUGUACAGACAUUUGCAAUAAAUAAUAAAUAAUCAAA